UUGGGGGUGGGGGUCAGGACUCAGGGUCGAUAUAAUUACCACUUAUCGACAGGGCCUGUAACAGAGAGAGAGAGAGAGAUCGAAGAGGUAGGACUUCUUGUCCUCGGUGGUUUAUUUUGUAUUUUUUGAUAUUUUGGGUUUCUAGUCUUUUAGUUUCUUUCGUUGAGAGAAAGAAAGAGAGAGAAUCGGUGUGGGUGACCAUUGGCUGGGGCAUGGAAGAGCUGGCCAUGCUGAGGCAGCUCGUCGGUCAGCUUCAAGAGCUAUUGGAACUCUACGGCUCUCGUCCUCCUCAUCCUCUUCAACCUCUUCAUCCACUGCCUCUCUCCCAACUCCACUCUCAGCAACACAACAGGUGGUGCUUCCUCAAUGUCGAUGAUGGUUCUACAGAUGAUUACUACAGUCUUAUAAUGGCAGCUGGAAAGUCUGGAAGUCCCAAGAUGUUGGAGCCUUACAAGCCUCCACCUGCUAAGAAAUUGCAGAAGGAGCGGACCCGGGGAAAAUCAUCUGGGACCGUCAAUACAGUUGAGGUGAUGGAACAACAAAUUUGGAAGGAUUUUCCAGAAGACCUAUUUGAAGCUGUUAUUGCAAGACUUCCCAUUGCUACUUUCUUCCGCUUUCGCUCAGUUUGCCGGAAAUGGAAUUACUUAAUGAACUCUCAAAGUUUCUCUCAGUACUGUGCCCAAGUGCCACAAGGCAAUCCCUGGUUUUACACCAUUACCCAUGAAAACAUGAAUUCUGGAGCUAUGUAUGACCCUUCCUCGAAGAAAUGGCACCAUCCCUCCAUUUCUUCUCUACCAAAUAAAAUUAUCAUUUUGCCAGUGGCUUCAGCAGGGGGCCUGGUCUGUUUUCUGGAUAUUGGUCAUAGGAACUUCUACGUGUGCAACCCCCUGAGUCAGUCUUUCAAAGAGUUGCCAGCUAGAUCAGUUAAGGUCUGGUCUCGUGUUGCAGUGGGGAUGACUCUGAAUGGGAAUUCAACCAUUGAGGGUUAUAAGAUCCUGUGGGUAGGGUGUGAUGGGGAGUUUGAAGUUUAUGACUCCGUAAAGAACUCUUGGACCCGUCCAGGAAACAUGCCCUCUAGUAUUAAGCUGCCGUUAUCCCUGAACUUCCGGUCACAGGCUGUUUCCAGUAAUGGAACACUUCACUUUAUGCGUUCAGAUCCUGAAGGGAUUGUGUCCUAUGAUAUGGCAACUGGAGUUUGGAAGCAGUACAUAAUCCCAGCCCCGCUACAUCUGACGGACCACACACUUGCUGAGUGCGGGGGCCGGAUCAUGCUUGUAGGGUUGCUGACAAAGAAUGCGGCCACGUGUGUUUGCAUAUGGGAGCUGCAGAAGAUGACGCUUUUGUGGAAGGAGGUUGACAGAAUGCCAAACAUAUGGUGCUUGGAGUUUUACGGAAAGCACGUUAGGAUGACUUGCUUGGGUAACAAAGGCUUGCUCAUGCUGUCCUUGAGAUCAAGACAAAUGAACCGAUUGGUUACUUAUAAUGUAUCAAACAGGGAAUGGCUGAAGGUUCCUGGAUGUGUGGUGCCACGUGGGAGGAAGCGGCAGUGGAUUGCGUGUGGCACUGCAUUUCACCCUUGCCUGACUGCUGUUGCUUAAGUUCAGUUUCUCGCAACAGUGUGUCUAAUGAGUUCUUCAUUUCAGCACUGUUAAAGCAUGGUUGGCUUAAGCUUUUUCUGCAAAUUAGUUUCAGCCACAUUUUCAUAGUUGUUUAAGUUCAAAAGUUGGUACUAUGGGUUCUAUGAUGAUCAGCUUUCCUUUUUUCCAUGUACAAACUUGACACAAGGUACUAUUUGGUUUCAGAAUGCAUGGUCCAGAAUGCCCAUUUCCCAGUCA
This is a messenger RNA of Carya illinoinensis, 1835 nucleotides long. RefSeq names its product F-box only protein 6. The transcript is spliced from 2 exons. The coding region runs from base 213 to 1598 and encodes 461 amino acids. Gene Ontology annotation, molecular function: protein binding. The record is from RefSeq and is a predicted model, not a curated record. NCBI's taxonomy places the organism in Eukaryota, Viridiplantae, Streptophyta, Magnoliopsida, Fagales, Juglandaceae.